Messenger RNA from Arabidopsis lyrata subsp. lyrata, 1068 nucleotides. RefSeq lists its product as uncharacterized. Lineage: Eukaryota; Viridiplantae; Streptophyta; Magnoliopsida; Brassicales; Brassicaceae. The transcript is spliced from 2 exons. The record is from RefSeq and is a predicted model, not a curated record. The coding region runs from base 124 to 1041 and encodes 305 amino acids.
UUUCCCAUCGCAGAAAACCCUAAUCCUCUUUUCCUCUUCACUGAAGAACCCUAAUUCCCCAUCAAUUCUUCUCUAAAUCCUAUCAAUCCUUCAUCUUCUUAAUCCUUUUUUGUAUCUCUCUCGAUGGCUCCUCGUGGUGGAAAAAGUAAGAGAGGAAGAGGAGGAGGAGGAAGGGCUCCGAAGGUUUCCCCAAAUCGACCUGUCGCCAAUCGACCCACUGCUUCUGGGACGUCAAAUCGAAGACCCAGUACUCUUCCUAGCCAGUAUACCUUCACUCCGGCGAAUCCUGAAGCCCGAGAGACUCAGCAAAGUCCGGUAAAUCCUGUAGCCCUAGAGUCUCAGCCUCCGACUCAUAGAGACUAUCCUCCUCCGACGCAGCUGUUCCAGUCCGGCGAUGAUUCUCCUCGAGGCUCUGGGUCGCAUCCAUUUCGGGAAUCUGGAUCUACUCAAGUUCGAGGGUCUGGAUCUGUUCAAGGACGAGGCUCUGUAGGAUCUAUUCAUCGUCUAGCUUCUCGGUCGAAUCAACCUCCUGCGCCGGUUCAACCUCCUGCGCCGGUUCAACCUCCAGCGUCGACUCAGCCUGCAGCGUCAAAUCGACAAAUACCAUCUCGUCAACAAAGACCUUCUCCUCAACCUCGAGCCUCUGUAUCGCAUCAUAGUUCUCAGGCUCAAAACUCACACGAGGAAUCUGAAGAUGAGGAAGCUGAAGGUGAAUCUGAAGAAGAUGUGUUGAGGGAUUCAACACUCCCAGAAGAUGUCCUCGCAGAUUUACAUGCUACACUUCUCAUCCCAGGCCGUGAGAAGUACACCACCGUCAUCUCUCCCAACCUCGAGCCUGAAACCACUUGGUUUGGUAAGGACAAUGGAAAGCUAACCCGGAAGAUCACUAAAUGUUUCACAAACAAGUUUGAUGGGCCAUAUUACAGUUGGAGCUGUGUUCCUACUGGUAGAAGAGAAAGAUACUUCCUCGAAUUCGCGGUAAAAUUCUGUCUCCUCUUAUACUUAUGUAAUUACACUUUUGUUUUGUUUUUUGAUCACUAACACCAAACUCUACUCUUGUUUUGUAGA